Messenger RNA from Capsella rubella, 1438 nucleotides. Its product is annotated as methylsterol monooxygenase 1-1. Gene Ontology annotation, biological process: sterol biosynthetic process. The transcript is spliced from 5 exons. Lineage: Eukaryota; Viridiplantae; Streptophyta; Magnoliopsida; Brassicales; Brassicaceae. The record is from RefSeq and is a predicted model, not a curated record. Bases 165 to 1061 code for a protein of 298 amino acids. Gene Ontology annotation, molecular function: C-4 methylsterol oxidase activity; iron ion binding.
CAUCAGAGAGUCCAAAACAUCGUCCAGCUUACAACACAUAACAAAACAAAACACUCUCUCGCCUCUCCUCCUCUCUCUCUCGAUCUCUCUUUCAAAUUCUUCAGAUCUCAACGUCGUCACCAGAAUCUUCGCCGGAGAUAAAGAUACGAGAAACCAUCUCCGUGAUGAUUCCUUACGCCACAGUCGAAGAAGCAUCCGUCGCACUCGGGCGAAACCUCACUCGUCUCGAAACUCUCUGGUUCGAUUACUCCGCCACGAAAUCAGAUUACUAUCUCUACUGCCACAAUAUUUUGUUCUUGUUCGUCGUCUUCUCUCUCGUCCCUAUCCCUCUCGUAUUCGUCGAAUUGGCUCGAUCCGCUUCUGGUUUGUUCAAUCGGUAUAAGAUCCAGCCUAAGGUUAAUUACUCUUUCUCCGAUAUGUUCAAAUGUUACAAAGACGUCAUGAAGAUGUUCAUCCUCGUCGUUGGUCCCUUACAACUCGUUUCUUAUCCUUCGAUUCAGAUGAUUGAGAUUAGAUCCGGAUUACCAUUACCAACAACAUCAGAGAUUCUAGCACAGUUAGUAGUCUACUUCUUAAUUGAAGACUACACUAACUACUGGGUGCAUAGGUUCUUUCAUAGUAAAUGGGGAUAUGAAAAGAUUCAUCAUGUACAUCAUGAAUACACUGCUCCAAUUGGGUAUGCUGCACCUUAUGCACAUUGGGCUGAAGUGUUGCUUCUUGGGAUACCUACGUUUUUGGGACCAGCUAUUGCUCCUGGUCAUAUGAUUACCUUUUGGUUGUGGAUUGCUUUAAGACAAAUUGAGGCUAUUGAGACUCACAGUGGAUAUGAUUUCCCAUGGAGUCCAACAAAAUACAUUCCUUUCUAUGGUGGUGCUGAGUACCAUGAUUAUCAUCACUACGUUGGAGGACAGAGCCAAAGCAACUUUGCUUCAGUUUUCACUUACUGUGAUUACAUAUAUGGAACCGACAAGGGUUACCGAUUCCAAAAGAAGCUUCUUGAGCAGAUCAAGGAGUCUUCUAAGAAGAGUAACAAGCAUAACGGAGGAAUCAAAUCGGAUUAGUAAAAAACCGAGGAAGAAGAUUUUAAACCCAUAAAAGAAAAUUCAAAGCAUCACUACUACUAAGUAGACUAGUAGAGUCAGCUUCACGAAAAAAAAAAAAAGAAAAAAAAAAGGGAGUGGUUUGAAUUCUCGGGUCUUAUGUCAUCACAGUUGUUUACUAACUACCUAGUUUUUUUCUUGAAAUUCACAUGAAAAAUGCUCUGCUUCCGACAUGUGGGUCAUGGAUGUAUAAGUGGUGGUCGGGACUGGGUUUUGUUCUUUCUGUCAGUUUAUUAAUAUUUUGUUUCGUUGUCUUAAAGUAGAAAGAAGAUGUCAUCAAAGCUAGCCAUGUUUGUUUUCUCAUAUUAUUUCUGUAAGAGAUGAACCUUGUUCGUAUU